ACAAUUUCCUUUUUCACAUCAAAACAAAUAGAUAAAAUAAAACACAUUCCCUCCCUUUUCACACACUCUCCGCUCCUUUCCUCCGCCAUUACUACCAAAAGCAACUGCCAUCGCCACUCUUCUCUUUCCUUGAUGCGCUUGCUCUUUUCUUCUUCUCCCCACCGGAUCCCAACUCUCUUCCGACUCGCCCGAUCCCACCGCCCAGUCUGCUCAUCGCCACCUCCACCUACUUGGAGAUCGUCAAAUCCAAUGGCGAUCCUUCCAAAGUCCUCGGCUGCUGCUGUUAUCCCCUCAGAGGAGCGUCUAGCGACAAGGUUCUGGAUCAAGUAUCGUAGGGAAUCCGUGCUUUCUCUUUACUCGCCUUUUGCUCUUUGUUUGGCUUCUGGGUCUCUCAAGAUCGACACUUUUCGUCAUUAUAUUGCCCAAGAUGUACACUUUCUCAAAGCCUUUGCUCAUGCAUAUGAAUUGGCAGAAGACUGUGCUGAUGAUGAUGAUGCUAAGUUAGCGAUCUCAGAGUUAAGGAAGGGUAUCUUAGAGGAGCUAAAAAUGCAUAAUUCUUUUGUACAGGAAUGGGGUUCUGACUGUGUCAACGAGAGCCCUGUCAAUUCUGCAACUCUGAAGUAUACAGAAUUCUUGCUGGCAACAGCUUCUGGAAAGGUUGAAGGACUAAAAGCUCCAGGAAAACUCGCCACUCCAUUUGAGAAAACAAAAAUUGCAGCUUACACUCUAGGUGCCAUGACGCCUUGCAUGAGGCUGUAUGCCUUCUUGGGCAAGGAGUUCCAGAAACUUCUAGAACCCAAUGAGCACAACCACCCAUACAAAAAGUGGAUUGAGAAUUAUUCUUCUGAAAGUUUUCAGGCAUCAGCUGUGCAAACCGAAGAGUUGCUGGAUAAACUUAGUGUCCCUUUGACUGGCGAGGAACUAAACAUCAUUGAGAAACUUUACCACCAAGCAAUGAAACUUGAAAUAGAGUUCUUCUAUAGUCAACCUCUUACUCAGCCUACUAUUGCUCCUCUGACUAAGCAGCAUGACCCUGAACAAGAUCAUCUUAUGAUAUUUUCUGAUUUUGAUCUUACUUGCACAGUUGUUGAUUCAUCUGCCAUUUUGGCAGAAAUAGCAAUAGUAACAGCCCCAAAAUCUGAUCAGAACCAACCGGCAAGUCAAAUUGCUAGGAUGUCGUCUGCUGAGUUGAGGAACACCUGGGGUCUACUCUCCACACAAUACACAGAAGAGUAUGAACAAUGCAUAGAAAGCAUUUUGCCUUCUGAGAAAGUGGAGUUCAACUAUGAAACUUUGCAUAAAGCACUUGAGCAACUCUCAGACUUUGAGAAAAGGGCAAAUUCUAGGGUGAUUGAGUCAGGGGUACUUAAAGGUCUAAACCUUGAAGACAUUAAACGAGCCGGUCAAAGGCUGAUUCUUCAAGAUGGUUGCAUUAGCUUCUUUCAGAAAAUCACAAAGAAUAAAAGUCUUAAUGCCAAUAUCCAUGUUCUUUCUUAUUGUUGGUGCGGUGAUCUCAUCCUGACAGCUUUUUCUUCAGGAGGCGUGGAUGUUUUGAACAUACACGCAAAUGAAUUCAAUUAUGAAGAAUCAAUAUCCACAGGCGAAAUUGUUUGGAAAGUACAGUCCCCUAUCGACAAGAUUCAAGCUUUCAAUGAUAUCUUACAAGAUUGUAGCAAUGAGAGAAAGAAGUUGAGUGUUUACAUAGGAGACUCAGUAGGGGAUCUGUUGUGUCUGGUGAAGGCAGAUAUAGGGAUUGUGAUAGGAUCAAGUUCAAGCCUAAGGAAAGUUGGGAGUCAAUAUGGUGUUUCAUUUGUGCCAUUGUUCCCAGGCUUGGUUAAGAAACAGAAGGAAUUUGGUGAAGGAAGAAGCCCUAGUAUUUGGAAGGGGCAAUCUGGAAUUCUAUACACUGCUUCUAGUUGGGAUGAUAUUCACGCCUUCAUUUUGGGGUGGUAGAAUUUAUUAUUUUAUUCUUACUAUUAUCAUCUUGUUAUUAGUUUAGGACAAGUGAAGCAAUUAUUUUCUUUUCUUUUAUACAAGUGACUGAUUUACAAUCAGAGCAAGGUGCCGCAAUCCAAAAUGAAAACCUGUUUGAUGGUAUUGGGCAGCUGCCCUUGGAAUCCUUAAAAAAUGACAAUAUUAUGUAAUUAUUUUUUAGGUGUAUUUUAAAAAAUUAAUUACAAAAAUGAAACGUGAAGGUUUUUAA
Messenger RNA from Gossypium arboreum, 2203 nucleotides. Its product is annotated as bifunctional TH2 protein, mitochondrial-like. The record is from RefSeq and is a predicted model, not a curated record. The transcript has 6 exons. Gene Ontology annotation, cellular component: cytosol. The coding region runs from base 133 to 1953 and encodes 606 amino acids. NCBI's taxonomy places the organism in Eukaryota, Viridiplantae, Streptophyta, Magnoliopsida, Malvales, Malvaceae.